Molecule: messenger RNA, 1205 nt
Organism: Morus notabilis
Lineage: Eukaryota; Viridiplantae; Streptophyta; Magnoliopsida; Rosales; Moraceae
Exons: 2
Coding region: 127-753 (208 amino acids)
Source: RefSeq, a predicted model, not a curated record
UCUUAAAUUAAAGGGGAAAAAAAUCGCGUUCUUCUUCUCUCUCCAUCUCUGAAAUGAAAUCUGAACCUUAAAACAAUCAAAAACAGACGAAUCAAAAAGUUCUUUUUCUCACUUUCUUCUCCCAACAUGGGUCAUCCUCCUCCAAAAUCCUCCAUUUUCUCUCACUUUCCCAGACUUUUCCUCGCUUUCCCACACUUUCUCUUCGCCCUCCUGCUCAUACUCUUCGCCGCCGCCUCCGCUGCCCUCGCCGCCGCGCCCACCACCAUUUACGAUUAUCUCCGCCUCCACGAUCUACCUAUUGGCCUCUUCCCCAAGGGCAUAACCGAGUUUUCUCACGACCCGUCCACCGGCUAUUUCCAGGUCUUGCUCAACCAGCCCUGCAACGCCAAGUUCGAGAAUCAGGUCCACUACGAUUUCAAUGUCUCCGGAACCCUAAGUUUCGGCCAGAUCGGAAAUUUGUCAGGCGUUACCGCUCAGGAGCUCUUCCUCUGGUUCCCCGUUAAAGGUAUUCGCGUCGAUGUCCCGAGCUCCGGCCUCAUUUACUUCGAUGUCGGCGUUGUCGAUAAGCAAUUCUCUCUCUCCCUCUUCGAAUCCCCUCCCGAUUGCACCGCCGUUGAUCCGUCCGGUUCCAAUUCGAUUGCUGUUUUUGACGACAAAAGCCGAAUCGGCGAUUCGAAUACUGGUUCUAAGAUUGGACUCCGAAAGCUUGGAUAUGAAGCUGGUCAAAGAAGCACACUAAGGGCUAGUUCAUAGAUUGCGGAGCAAAGAUAUCAUUGUUUAGUGUUCAAGUUAGCUCAAUUCGCCUGAGGGUUUUUCCCUUUGCCUGUAGAGAGUGUUGAAGAAUCUGGUUUGGAGGUCCUAUGCUUUCUGUAUGUGUGCUUUGCUUGCUAUUUUGUACAUAUAGUUCAGCCUGAUACUUCCAUCUUUACAAGGUAAAGGAGAACAAUUUUGGUAAAGAUGGGAUGAAAAAGAAAAGUCUAUGGAGAUUGGGUCUACAUUAAGCAGGAAAAGACAAGGUUAUUCAUCACAGGUUGGUUUUGGCCAAUAAUAUGAUAAAAUUGUGUCUUUCUACUAUCAUUAUUGUUAUUAUUGUUAUCACUAUGCAUAUAGAAACGUGAGUUUGAAUUCGAGGUCAUGUAAAUGGAGAAAACUAUAGUCUGUGGUUUUGUCUAAUGAAGUUUCUAAGAAUUUGUGAUUUUUCUUUU